AUGGAUUCGACGAAGUUGGGCGGUCCAACGCCGACCAGUCCGAGGACUCAUUCGCCAGUCCUGCCGAGCUACUCUGCGCCCGGUGACGGUAAUAUUGAUUACAUAAUAGGCGAUUACAUGGAGAGACUAGGCACGAGACUGAACAUCCUCGAAACUGAGUUGAAAUAUGCUUGGCGGGCGUUGGAUCUUCUCAGUCAGGAGUACAUCAAAAUGUGGGAAAGAUUAGAAAAGUUAGAGGGUCUGCUAUACGAGCAGCAGACAGUUAUCAGCCAGUUGAUCGAGUUUUAUACUAGCGGUGGUACUCAUGACAACGUGAAUAUCGUCGAGGAGACUUUGGCUAGUGAACAAGACUCGGUAGGCGAGCUAGACGCGAUAGCGAAGAGUCUGAGUGCUGCGAUAAGCAUUGAGGAAACCACUGUACUACGGGAGAAACUGGCUCAACAGGAGCUGGCGAGGAUGCACGGACUCACGCAGGAUAGUACAACGGCCGCGGCUGUGGUCACUGACAUGCAUAGGAAUGUCAGGAAUUUGGACACUUUGGAGACCCUCGAGGAAGAGGGCAACAUUCCCGACGAGGCAUUCUAUAGAAGCCUGAAUAACGCCUACAGAGAAGAUCUAAUUUGCGGCGAUACAUCAAGACCGACGUCGCAGCUGGGUAUGAUCUGGGAAGAGGCUGAAGAUGAGGAUAUAAACGGUAAGAAGGAGAUCGAACCCAGCAUAUUUGACAAAGCUAUACCAAAGGAAAAAGAACUGGAAGAGUUGUCUAGCCAACCGACCAAAGAGGAAGUGCAAACUUCUAUAAUGAAAAAGGAAGACGAGGCGGAUGAAGACGAGGGUGAGGUAUUCAGUGCGGCCGAUUAUAAAAGUUACAGAGGAAACACGCCGUGCGUCAGUGAGCAAGAUCUCGCUCAACUUUCAAGACUCAGCUCUCUCGAUCAGGUGGCAUUAGAAAAAUUGCAUGAGAUAGAUAGGCUAACCAGUAAGUUGCAAAAGGAUUCGCAAAAUCUAAUAGAACUGCAAUCGAGAUUGAUAGAUUCGCCAAAACGGAAUCAGUACGCGUCCGAAGCUGAGGCCAAACUAGCUGAGGAAGCAAGUAGCAUAGACGAACAGCUGAGAAAGAUUUACGCGGAAACUGACGUGGACAGCUGGACUUUUUCCAAAAGUCCCAGCUCCACAGGCAGAUCGAUCUCCAGAGUCAGCACUGACAGUGGAUUGGCCACCGAUGGCGACUUUACAACGAGAUCUAUAUCGCCAAGACUGACCUCUACGUCCAGGAGUAAUUUAGACUCCAUUUCGACUACUUAUACCCCGCCUAGAUUAGGAUAUACAUCGGCCAUACUAGAAAAGAGUCCGGAGCCCGUGAUUCAGUUGCCGAUCGAUGUUGGUAGCUUUGCGAAGGGAUACGCAGAGAACAAGGAACUGACAGAUCUGAUGGCCGAGAGCUUCGCGACCGCCGUCACUUGCGCCUCGCCCAACAUUUACAGCACGACCACCGAAAAAGUAUCGUCACCCACUUUAUCAGCCGGCAGCGUACACAGUGUUCACAGUGUCCAGGGUCUCCGCACCAGACAGGACGGUUACUUUGGCAGCGCAGCUCGGCUCAAUCUUGAAUUCCAGGAAAGUCGUACACCACCUAGUCCGUCGCCUAGCUCACCACCUCCGCCAGCGCCGCGAGACACCACCGAAACCUUCCUCAUGCCCGGCGCAGAACAAAGAGAACCAGAAACGAAGAGGUCUCAGAGCCCGAGUUUCCUGCGAAACGCGGAAAAACUGGUCUCUAUGGAACAGGGUCGUCUCAGUCCCCAUCAGUCGCCGAAAUCACCGCGAGUCUCGCCAAAACAUGCGGUUAAAUCCAGCAGUGCCGCUAACAUAGUCACAGCUAAGUCCGAUUCCGGUCUGUCCUCUAUGAGCGGCUGGAGCAGCUUAGACAAGUCGCCGUGUUCUCCGAAGAGCUCUAUCGCUAAAAUGCUGACUUCUUAUUCGGUGGAUCACACCCGUACGAGUAGUCUUAUACCCAGUACACAGCCCGCCAGAACAUCUAGUCCAAUACCGCCGCUUCCAGAGACGACCACUACCACCACUAUCACGCAGGAACCUCUUUAUGACACUCCCGAGGGUAGAGACGCCUUUGCGAGCACCAUGACGACAACGUCAAGUCAUCCUUAUACAACGACAAUGAAUCACUUGUCGGCUUAUACAACCGCCAGCAAGUCGCCGGUCAAAGAAGACUAUACUUUUGUGCCACCGCCAGCUCCGGGCGUAACUACCACUUGUCAGAGUCCCAAAAAACGCAGUCGUCAGCAGAGCUUGCAACAUACUUACGCGACGUCCUCCAGUACGAGUGCGGAUUAUAUUUACAGAUCGGAACAACCGGCUAUUUACUCUGUGGCCGGUAGUAAUCGACAGCAAGCCAUUACGAGUGUUUAUACAAGCGGUGCUGGAAGUUACGGGCCCAAAACUACUACCUCGGCUUAUUACUCUUCUUCCGAAUCGAUGGAUCAUCAAUAUACCAACUAUCAAGACAGUUACGGCACUCUUCAGUAUGCGGAGACGACAAGUGCUAUAAUGGCUCAUGGAAAGAAGCCAAUACGUGGAAGCUCUUUUACGGAUGGCAUGACGAACCAUGAAGGGUACAAAGCGGCGAUGUAUCGCACCAUGUUCCCCACCGGCAACAUUACGGAUGCUCUCUCGUACUAUCCGACUAGCGUGACUAAUCUGCCGCGUACAGAGACAAACGAGAGCUCAUCGUGGCUGAACUCUAUGGAAGAGCAGAUACCUCACGAUUCAACAUCUUCCAGCAUCAGGUCUUUAACUUCCGACGGGAGCUACGCUCAAAGCCCGUACACGGAUCGAAGGUAUCCCCAGCCGCCGGCCUAUCAAGCGCAUUCGGCGUAUCAACAGCAUCACAUUUACGCGAAUCAGAAUUAUCCGCAAGCUUACCAGCAACAGUAUCAGCCAUACAGUCAGCGACUGAGUAGUGCCGAGAGCGCACAACUCGCGGACGGUUAUCAAAGACAAUGGCAAAGAGAACAUCAGUACAUUCAAGAUCACGAGAGUGGAAGAAUAUCCAUGGAGCAACAACAGACGCAGCAAAGCGAGUAUUACGACGCCUCGAGUGUAAUAGUUUCGCAAUCUGGAUACAUCAGUAUCGCCUCAAAUUUGAAAGAUCAUGAGGUCGAUAAUAGUAAGCUGUCGAAGAAAAUUAGAAGAGGUUCUUCGCUGAAGAACGCAAUGAGCUCUAUGAGCAAUUGGCUGCCCGAUUUGCACCUCACCAAACGUCACAGAAGUCAAUCAUUACCGGGUGGUGUCAGAAGAGAAGAUCUAGACGUGCAAGAAGCUCAGCAGCAAAGAUUGCCUGCUGAAAUGACAGGCAGAGGUCGAGGCAGAGCUCAGACGGCCAGAAAAAAGAAAAAACAUACGCUGGUUUCCACGGUCUCCGGCAUUCUCCAGAAGGCCAAGCGUCGCAGUCAUCAGUCGCAAUCUUUAUCCGAUCCGGAACAGUCUGAGACAGAAUGGAGCAGUGGUCGGCAAAGCGGUCUCUCGGAAGAUGAGGAUAGCGUCAUAUCUGAUAUCGUUCAAGAACCGCCUUUCUUUGCCAAAGUAAAAACUGCGAGCACGAAAAGAAAGCAGCCGCCUCCGAUGCCACCGCAGAUGAUAGCACAACAACAGCAACAACAAGCACAGAUUCAAGCGCAGCAAAAGGAAUAUAUGCAACAGCAGCAACAACUUCAGCAACAACAAGCACAGCUGCAACAACUUCAGCAGCAACAGGCGCUUCAACAACAGCAGCAAGCGCUCCAACAGCAGAUUCAACAGCACCAAGAGCAAUUGCAUCAACAGGCUCUUCAGGAUACGUGGGCCAAAGAGAAAGAAAAUCAAAGAAAAAUGGAGAUUAACGAAUAUGAAACGAACGGCGAUCAGAUGGCUUUGCUCGAAGAAGAAGCUUCUGGUAAGAGUACCGGUUCGGGAUCCGGUGGAUCGUCGAUCUUUCAAACCGUUGGCGAUAUUAAGAGGUCAACAGGCAGUUCGGAUGAGGCUCCCAAUGAGAAGGCACCAAAGUUACCUCCGGUUACCUUGAUCGGUGGCUCGAGCAUGGAAUUCGCUGUGUCACGAGCGCUCGGCAAAUAUCGCCAACGACAAUCCUCGACAGUGUCCGAUGAACAAUUGGUCACUGACGAGAAUAACGAAAAGAAACCAACCGAGGAGGGUCCAACGCAAACUUUGGAAACAAGUUUUGAAUAUCCGGAGGAUGUAUCAGAAAAAAGCGAGAAGAGCGAGAAGUCUGGCAGCGCAAAAUUACCGGAAUUGGUUACCAGUUUAUCAGAAGAAGCUCCGCCGUCAGAGGGCAGUCCGUCGACGUCCAUAAGGGGUUACAAUACUACAGGAGGAACUCGAUUUCUACCUCGCCAUCAGCAAUCUCUAGAGAUUCCUUGGACUGGUUCGCGACCGGGUGAACCUGAUGAGGAUAAUCGCAGCACUCAUUCAUACAGAAGCACAUCGAGAGUGUCUUCAAGACGGCAAAGCACAGAGGAUUCUAUUGAUUCCGAAGACGAAUGGUACUGUUACGAAUUAAGAAAACUCGAAGAGCUGGAGAGACAAUCCGAAAUGGAGAUGACCGAAGCAUUGAUCGAGGAACCUGAAGACGAAGUUUACCAGCCGGAUGAAACGGUAAAAGAGAAGAUGUCGUUUGUAUUGAAGGAGCUCAAGCUCAAAGCCAUCACGAAACCAAAGGAUCAGAGAAAAGAAGGUAGGGAAGAAUCGCGAGGCAGAAUGAACGGUACGGUAAUCAAAGAGCAUCGCUUCGAAGAAAACGAUAGCAGAUAUCGCGACGAAAAGCCUAUUCCUAAGCGAAAAUCUGCAGAAAGUGUGGAAGCUGUAUUCGCCAGGGUGACCGAUUACCAUACGUGGGCGCACGAGUUAGAAGCUAAGAAGGAGAAGCCUCCGCCAUCCACGGAAGAGGGUUCCUCCGGCGAGACAUCCGGUCCGGACAGUCCCGGACAGUCAAUGGACGAGGAAGAGGAAGAAGAGCUGCCGAAGGAUCUCGAAGAGCAGCAGUCACGACGAAGCUCCAACGGUUCGACGCUACGUCACAGCGAGAAGAUGCCACAGGGCUCGGAUUCUUUAUCCCGCGAAGGUAGCGUAAGUGUACCACCUAGCGAAGUGUCGGUCAGCAUCCCGGGAGCUUGGGAUUCUGAAAGCACUGUCCUUGAAGGCCUCGAGCGCGAUGGAGCCGGUAGCGCCGAGACAGCUACAACGGCGACCUUGAGUCUACCGAAGAUCAAGAUCGACUCCUCGUCCUGCGGAAGCUCGGACACGACAUUGAAGGAGGGCCAGGUGAGUCCUGGCCCGCCCGGGUCCAAGUGGAAGCUGCUCAAGGCCUUGAAGGAACGUAAGGCCGAGGAGAAGCUCAAGGAGGUCGAAGAGGCCUCCAAGGAGAACGCUAUCUCUCAGGGACCCACGGCAAACGGCAGCGGGCCGGGCGGCGAGUCCGGUGGACGAGCGAACGGACAUCCAGGCGACAAUCCCUUCUACAGCACCAUCGACAGCAUGCCGGACAUUCGACCGCGCCGGAAGUCGAUACCAUUGGUUUCCGAGCUGGUCUUGAAGACCAUGGCAGCGACGAAGAGGAACGCUGGUCUCACAUCCGCCGUACCUCGAGCGACGCUGAACGACGAGGAGCUGAAGAUGCACGUGUACAAGAAAACUCUGCAAGCGAUGAUCUAUCCCAUAUCAUCAACCACUCCUCACAAUUUUGUCACCUGGACGGCCACAUCACCGACGUACUGCUACGAGUGCGAGGGUCUUCUCUGGGGCAUCGCUCGACAAGGAGUGCGAUGUAUGGAGUGCGGUGUCAAGUGUCACGAAAAGUGCAAGGAUCUUUUGAACGCCGAUUGUUUGCAGAGGGCGGCUGAAAAGAGCUCAAAGCACGGCGCUGAGGAUAAGGCGAAUACCAUAAUCACGGCGAUGAAGGAGAGAAUGAAGCAAAGAGAACAAGAGAAACCGGAGAUAUUUGAACUUAUUCGCACGACGUUUUCAGUCGACCCGGAUACGCACAUAGACAGCCUCGAGCAGGCCGAACAGAUCGUCCUUGAGGGUACCAGCAAGUGGUCCUGCAAGAUCGCCAUCACAGUGAUCAGCGCUCAGGGAUUAAUCGCCAAAGAUAAGAGCGGCACAUCCGAUCCAUACGUGACGGUCCAAGUUGGUAAAGUAAAGAAACGCACGAGGACCAUGCCGCGAGAAUUGAAUCCAGUAUGGCACGAAAAGUUCUAUUUUGAGUGCCACAAUUCGUCCGAUCGAAUCAAAGUUCGAGUGUGGGACGAGGACAACGACCUGAAGUCAAAGCUAAGGCAAAAACUGACGAGGGAGAGCGAUGACUUUCUUGGGCAGACCAUCAUCGAGGUCCGAACUCUCAGCGGCGAGAUGGACGUCUGGUACAACCUGGAGAAGAGGACGGACAAGAGCGCAGUGUCGGGCGCUAUUCGGCUGCAUAUCAGUGUCGAGAUCAAGGGCGAGGAGAAAGUGGCACCUUACCACGUGCAGUACACCUGUCUGCACGAAAAUCUCUUCCACAGUUUGUGCGAGGAGAACGGCGGCAUGGUCAGCUUGCCUCAGGCGAAGGGCGAUGACGCCUGGAAGGUCUAUUUCGAUCCUCCUGGCGAAGAGCUCGUCGACGAAUUCGCCAUGCGUUACGGCAUCGAAGGCAUCUACCAGGCGAUGACGCACUUCCACUGCCUCUCAACCAAGUACCUGUGUCCAGGCGUGCCGGCCGUUAUGUCGACUGUCCUGGCGAACAUAAACGCGUACUACGCCCACACAUCCGCCAGUCCGGCCGUGUCGGCCAGUGAUAGAUUCUCCGCCAGUAACUUCGGGAAAGAAAAAUUCGUCAAACUACUGGAUCAGCUGCACAACUCCCUCAGGAUCGACCUAUCAAUGUACAGGAACAAUUUUCCGGCUUCGAGCCAGGAGAAGCUGAUGGAUCUGAAGAGCACCGUGGACCUGCUGACAAGCAUUACGUUCUUCCGCAUGAAAGUUCAGGAACUGUCAAGCCCGCCACGAGCCAGUACCGUCGUGAAGGAUUGCGUGAAGGCAUGCCUGCGAUCGACCUAUCAGUUCCUCUUCGAGAACUGUUUCGAGAUGUACAAUCGAGAGUUCCAAGUGGAUCCGAUCGAAGCCGCGCGAGACAUGGACGAUCAUGGGCCGCGAUUGGAUUCGCUCAAAUUCUGGCACAAGCUAAUCUCCCUGAUAGUCAUGGUGAACGACGAGGACAAGAACAGCUAUGCACCCGUGUUAAAUCAAUUCCCUCAGGAGCUCAACAUCGGUCAACUGUCGUGUGCCACGACGUGGUCCUUGUUCGCGGUGGACAUGAAGUACGCCCUGGAGGAGCACGAGCAGCAUAGACUGUGCAAAUCCUCGGACUAUAUGAAUUUGCACUUCACAGUUAAGUGGCUGCACUCCACCUACGUCAAGGACGUACCGCCAUAUAAGGGCGCCGUGCCAGAAUAUCCGGCCUGGUUCGAACCCUUCGUCAUGCAAUGGCUCAAUGAGAACGAUGACGUCUCAUUAGAAUAUCUCCACGGUGCCUUUAGUAGAGAUAAAAAGGACGGCUUCCAAAAGAGCAGCGAGCAUGUGCUCUUCAGUGUCUCCGUUGUCGAUAUUUUCACACAGUUGACGCAGUGCUUCGAUGUAGUAUCGAGGCUGGAAUGUUCAGACCCAGAAAUCUGGAAGAGAUACAUGAAGAGAUUCGCGAAGACUAUCGUUAAAGUCCUGUUGGCUUAUGCGGAUAUAGUGAAGAAGGAAUUCCCUAGCCAUUUGAAGGAAGAACGAAUUGCGUGUAUUCUGAUGAACAACAUCCAACAACUUCGGGUUCAAUUAGAAAAAAUGUUCGAGUCAAUGGGCGGUGACAAGCUAGAGGAGGACGCGGCGAACAUAUUGAAGGAGCUGCAACAACAAUUGAAUGGAGCUUUAGACGAUUUGGCUAUACAAUUUGCGAACAGUUUAGAACCGCGAAUAACCGUUUCCGUUAAGGAAUUAGGAGACCUUCUGUUGGCUAUCAAAGGCGGAGGACAGGUAACUCUAUCGCAACCGGCGCAAAGAAACAACGUAACCGUAGAGGCCGACGAUGUUCUGAGGCCGCUCAUGGUUCUACUCGACGGUAGCCUAUCUUUGUAUGCUGAAUCGUGCGAAAAGACGGUAUUGAAGAGAUUAUUGAAAGAACUGUGGAAGAUAGUCAUGAGAAUUUUAGAAAAGACCGUCGUUUUACCACCUAUGACGGAUAAGAACAUGAUGUUCAAGAAUCUGACGGAUAACGCUAAGAAUCUCGCUGCGAACGCCAAAAUAGAAGAUAUGUCGAAGCUAUUUAAGAAUCAUAUGGCUGGGAAACCUGAUGUUAAAAAUGCUCUCAGUGGAGUUAUGGAUAUCUCCAAGGAAGUAGAAAAGAAUCUUUCGCCGAAGCAGUGCGCGGUUCUCGAAGUUGCUCUGGACACGAUUAAACAGUACUUCCACGCCGGCGGUAACGGCUUGAAGAAAACAUUCCUGGAGAAGUCGCCGGAACUGCAGAGCCUCCGUUACGCCUUGAGCUUAUACACGCAGACAACGGAUACCCUCAUCAAGACCUUUGUCACUUCGCAAGUCAAUCAAGUGCCGCUGAACGAUGCAUCAACGCUACGUCAGCGUCAGCGUUCAAUGAGCAGCGAGAGAGGUGACGAAGGGGAAGGAGCCGAGGGUAUGGAAAGCCUCGAGGAACCCCUUCGCCAGAGCAAGCCCUCUCUACGUCGAGAGAGCCGACAAGUUCCAGAUACCGCCGGUUCGGACGAGGGUUCGGUGGGUGAAGUGAGCAUUCAGGUGGAUCUCUUUACACAUCCGGGAACGGGAGAGCAGAAAGUCACCGUCAAAGUUGUGGCCGCGAACGAUCUGAAGUGGCAAUUGGCAUCAGGCAUGUUCAGGCCGUACGUUGAGGUGAAUCUAAUUGGACCGCAUCUUACUGGCAAGAAGAGGAAACAAUCGACGAAAUCGAAGAGCAAUAACUGGUCGCCGCAAUUCAACGAGAGCUUUGACUUUAUGAUUGGUAACGAGCAACAACAGCUAGACUUCUACGAGUUGCAUAUCUGCGUGAAGGAUUAUUGCUUCGCGAGGGAAGAUAGGCUCGUCGGAGUCGCGGUGAUGCAGCUUAAGGACAUCGUCGAGGAGGGCUCGUGCGCGUGUUGGCUGUCGCUCGGCAAGCGUAUCCAGAUGGACGAGACCGGCUGGACGAUCCUGCGCAUUCUCUCGCAGCGCAACAACGACGAGAUUGCCAAGGAGUUCGUGAAGCUAAAGAGCGACAUCAGGCAGGAGACACUGCUACCGAAUCCCACUUGAGGAGAUACGACGUUGCAUUAAUAAGCCGAUAGCGAAGCGACUCGAGUACUUCGAGCUUGGAAAGAGCCCGAAGAGGAGAAGAAAAAAAAAGAGCAGAAAGAAAAGGAGGAAGAGAAGCAGGAGGCCGUCCAAAGGGGAUUAGCAUUUGAUGCCUUCGGUGCCACAAGCGAACGAAACCUUUCACGAUUCCGCGAGAGAGAGUAAUUCGCGCGAUUCAUCCGGCGAAAACGAUCGCCCCAAACCCUUCCGCCCUUCUUCGCUAAGAAGCACACGACCUAGGGAGGGACAAUCCUAGCAACGGGAUUUGAUUUACCGCGAAGCUUCUUCUCUCCAUCUUUCCUCGCGCUGUGGAGUUCAGUCGAGCGUAAUUCCUCUCCCUUUUUUACGAGACUCAUACACACACAUAUACACACACAAAGCUUCAACCCCGUCCCUGGACAGCGACGACGCACCGGGAACUAUCAUCUUCCACAGAUCUCGAGAUAAGACGACGAGCUAGGUGAACCCCGCGUUCGACUUGGCGCUCGUCCUGCGUACUAUUACAAUAAUGAAAAAAGGGUGAUUCCUCCCUCUUGCAUUUAUAGAGAGCUAAAAUAAUCGGAGGAAGCGGAGCUCGACAACGACGCUCCAGUACUACAUAAGACACAUCGGACUCUUCUUCGUGGGUGUGUCGUAGGCGUGACGCAGAAGGAGACGAAGAUACGAAGGAGAGAGUGUUCGCUAGGACAAAGACGCGAAACGUGAAAACAGUGCUGCCAGUACGCAAUAUAUUUGGUAAUAUUCGUAACGUAAGAUAGGACGAGAGAUUAACACCGCGAAGAACUCAAGUACGGUGCUUCGCGCAGAAGGCGACAGAGACUCUCUCGAUCGGACGCGCCGCCGUUCGCCGAAAGACUGAUUUCGAAAUGGAAGAAGACGAAUAAGCGAGUCCACGUAUGAUGGGUCCUUGAUCGCGACGCGGCCGCAUAUGCUAGAGACACAGAGCGAAAUGCGAUGCGUACAUGGAACCGCAAAGUUUACGUGCCACGCAUACAUACACAUUCACACAUUACGUUUACACGCGCGCGAUACGACCGCGUCGUUUCUAGGCCGUUUGUUCGGGAGGACGAGUUUACUGUAGAUACGUGAAAACCUUGUUGAGACGAAGAAGUUUUUUCUAAAUAUACAGUUUAAAUGUAGCAUUGCGUACGACCAAAUAGGCACGCCCUGUGACGUCACGCAGCGGCGUGCCGUUAGUAAUAAAAACAGAAAAAAGUUAGUAAGGCAUUGUAAUUGUAAAUUACGUUCUUAUUCGUAAGAUUAUACCAGAAAUGAUCGUAAGAGUCUGACUGUUGCUGAUGCUGUUGCUGCUGUUGCGAAUGAUACCGAGAUCCGCCCGAAAGCUUCGACAGUUAUACGCGAAAGCAGUGUAACUAUUCCAGACCGUUGCGAGUGGAAGAUGUACACGCGUUGAUCCUGCGUCUCCAGGAAUCGUAUGUUAACAGGCAGGCCCGACACGCUACAAACGCGAAUCCUCGUUCUAUGAACUGGCGAGCGAGCGAGCCUACAAAAUUGAACUUUACACUCCUGUAAUUGGUGCUGUCGGUACUCGGAUACUCGGGUAUUUUGAAUAUUAUCUAAGUGUGGCCGGUUACUUUGAGAUAUUAUCAAAAUUGCGAGUUGGAUAAUAUUCGAGCUAUCCGAGUAACAUCCGUGAACUUUGACAGUGCUAUCUGUAAUCUUGUAGCACGCGCAAGUAAUUAUACCGUAGCUUUUGAUUCCUCUUUAGCUAUCGCUGUUUUUUACGGCAACGCCUAUUUCCGAAUACGACACGAGGCGCACUGGACUAUUAUUAUUAUUAGUACAACUAUUGCUACCGUCUAGCUUCAGCGUGUCUUGUUCAUCUUGCCUCGUGUGCAUAGCGGACGUUCGCCCGUCCGUAGAAACAUCUAUUGCGUUCUCGCCGAUCUCUCUUAUCGGGCCAGCGGCGAAAGUGGAUGGAAAAUGAUCGGUACUCUCUUCGCCACAUCUACUACGAUCGCACGAAGCUUCGGUCGGAUCCUUCCGUGAGAGAAACUCGAAGGCACGUGACCUCGUAUCCGAUGAAUCCAGUUAACGUCCAGCCCAGGGCUGCAGAGUCGGGCGGGGCAGGUACAACACAACUCCGGAGAUUAUAUUCGCUAUUAUAUUCAAAAGUUUCUACUACGUAGUACGUCUAGAUUAUACUUACGUAUUGUGUAUAGUGUCUAAAACUACUGAUGUAGCUGCGAGCGCGGGAUUUUCGAUCGGCAGAUAGAGAAAGAGAGACGAGAGUCAUCUAAAAAGUGAACGAUUAUUUCAGCUGCAGGUGCUUACCAAAUUUGAAUACAUCGAAGCGGCUAUGAAUGGAAGAAUUCUGUGUAACAAUGUUCAAAUUUACUUCUUU
Molecule: messenger RNA, 11758 nt
Organism: Trachymyrmex cornetzi
Lineage: Eukaryota; Metazoa; Arthropoda; Insecta; Hymenoptera; Formicidae
Gene: unc-13
Product: protein unc13 homolog
Exons: 20
Coding region: 1-9354 (3117 amino acids)
Biological process (GO): presynaptic dense core vesicle exocytosis; synaptic transmission, glutamatergic; dense core granule priming
Cellular component (GO): synaptic vesicle membrane; terminal bouton; plasma membrane
Molecular function (GO): diacylglycerol binding; syntaxin-1 binding; calcium ion binding
Source: RefSeq, a predicted model, not a curated record